Molecule: messenger RNA, 2520 nt
Organism: Eubalaena glacialis (North Atlantic right whale)
Lineage: Eukaryota; Metazoa; Chordata; Mammalia; Artiodactyla; Balaenidae
Gene: BANP
Product: BTG3 associated nuclear protein
Exons: 14
Coding region: 449-1969 (506 amino acids)
Biological process (GO): protein localization to nucleus; negative regulation of protein catabolic process
Molecular function (GO): DNA binding
Source: RefSeq, a predicted model, not a curated record
GCCAUUAUCGCAUCUCCUCGACAAACACCACGAGAAUUCCGCAGCCCACACGGGGACACGGGUUCGAGCCCUGGUCCGGGAAGAUCCCACAUGCCGCGGGGCAACCAAGCCCAUGCACCACAACUACUGAGCCUGUGCUCUAGAGCCCGCGAGCCACAACUACUGAACCCGUGUGCCACAACUACUGAAGCCCGUGUGCCUAGAGCCUGUGCUCCGCAACGAGAGAAGCCAUCGCGGUGAGAAGCCCACACACCACAACGAAUAGUAGCCCCUGCUCGCCACAACUAGAGGAAGCUCGCGCACAGCAACGAAGACGCAACGCAGCCAAAAAUAAAAAAAAAAAAGAAAGCUCAACAGUCCAGAAGGAUAAAGGAUGAAGGUGACAGAAACCCCGUGCUUCGUGGGUCUGAUUCCUGCCCAUUGACCGGCCACUCUCCUCUCGUCCUGGAUGAUGUCAGAACAGGACCUGGCGGAUGUGGUGCAGAUCGCCGUGGAGGAGCUGAGUCCCGACCACCCAGUUGUACUGGAGAAUCAUGUGGUGACAGACGAAGAUGAACCAGCUUUGAAACGCCAGCGACUAGAGAUCAAUUGCCAGGACCCUUCUAUAAAGUCAUUCCUGUAUUCCAUUAACCAGACAAUCUGCUUGCGAUUGGAUAGCAUUGAAGCCAAGCUGCAGGCUCUGGAGGCCACAUGUAAAUCACUGGAAGAGAAACUGGAUCUGGUCACCAACAAGCAGCACAGCCCCAUCCAGGUGCCCAUGGUGGCGGGCUCUCCUCUCGGCGCCACCCAGACCUGCAACAAAGUGCGAUGCGUCGUCCCCCAGACUACAGUAAUUCUCAACAGUGAUCGGCAGAACGCCGUUGUAGCCAAGAUGGAAGACCCCCUGAGCGGCAGGGCGCCGGAUCCCCUGGAAAAUAUCAUUAGCAACGCGGUGCCCGGGCGUCGGCAGAACACCAUCGUGGUGAAGGUGCCCGGUCAGGAGGACAGCCACAAUGAGGACGGGGAGAGCGGGUCCGAGGCCAGCGACUCCGUCUCCAACUGUGGACAGUCAGGAAGUCAGAGCAUCGGCAGCAACGUCACCCUCAUCACCCUGAACUCGGAAGAGGACUACCCGAACGGGACGUGGCUGGGGGACGAGAACAACCCCGAGAUGCGGGUGCGCUGUGCCAUCAUCCCCUCCGACAUGCUGCACAUCAGCACCAACUGCCGCACCGCCGAGAAGAUGGCCCUCACGCUGCUGGACUACCUCUUCCACCGCGAGGUGCAGGCCGUCUCCAACCUCUCAGGCCAGGGCAAGCACGGCAAGAAGCAGCUCGACCCCCUGACCAUCUACGGCAUCCGCUGUCACCUCUUCUAUAAAUUUGGAAUCACGGAAUCCGACUGGUAUCGAAUCAAACAGAGCAUCGACUCCAAAUGUCGGACGGCCUGGCGGCGAAAACAGCGAGGCCAGAGCUUGGCCGUCAAGAGCUUCUCCAGGAGAACCCCGUCCUCGUCCUCGUACGGUGCCUCAGAGACCAUGAUGAGCACGCCACCGCCCGCCAGUGAGCUGCAGCAGCCCCCGCCUCAGGCCCUGCACUACGCCCUGGCCAACGCCCAGCAGGUCCAGAUCCACCAGAUCGGGGAGGACGGACAGGUCCAAGUAAUCCCACAGGGCCACCUCCACAUCGCCCAGGUGCCUCAAGGGGAGCAGGUGCAGAUCACGCAGGACAGCGAGGGCAAUCUACAGAUACACCACGUGGGACAAGAUGGGCAGGUGCUGCAGGGGGCCCAGCUGAUAGCCGUGGCUUCUUCGGACCCUGCUGCCACGGGGGUGGACGGCUCGCCACUCCAGGGCAGCGACAUCCAGGUCCAGUACGUGCAGCUGGCACCGGUGACCGACCACACCGCUGCAGCCCAGGCGGCCGACGCCCUGCAGCCCACCCUGCAGUCCGAGAUGCAGCUGGAGCAUGGGGCCAUCCAGAUCCAGUGAGGGGACGGCCGCCGACCAGACAGGGCCCGAGCCAGAGCCACCGCUCAGCGCUGGUUCCCGUCACCCGCACCGUUCACACGCACCCGUCCCUCGGCUUCGCACGGGAGGGGGCCCGCACACGUUCUGCUCAAGUGCAUCCGAGUGCCUCAUCCUCGGGGAGAGCGCGCCGGUAAAUAAAGACGACGGUAGCCCCUGCUGCCCCCGCCCGAAGACCCUGUUUCUUUUGAUCACCCCGCCGUGUCCGGGGAAGGAGCGGGAAGCACAGCGCGGUUGCGUUAAGUACACGCAGGAAAUCAAGAACUACGAUAUUUUUCUCUGUUCAAACAGCUUUUUUAAUUUGCUAUGGUGUUUAUAACAAAAAACAAAAUUGAAAAAAAAGUGGAGUAGCAGAAGCCUUUUGCUGUGUGCUCUGUUCAGCGUAAUGAGAAUAGGUAUUUGCAAAAGAAGACUAACAAUUUUGAUGGAAACGUUGCUUACCUACUUUUCUAGGGGGAUGUUGUCAGCACUGUGAUUGUGCAUUUCUAAUGGAAUAAAAUGUAUUUAUGACCACA